Messenger RNA from Cotesia glomerata, 1224 nucleotides. Its product is annotated as golgin subfamily A member 6-like protein 22. The record is from RefSeq and is a predicted model, not a curated record. The transcript has 2 exons. The coding region runs from base 1 to 1224 and encodes 407 amino acids. Lineage: Eukaryota; Metazoa; Arthropoda; Insecta; Hymenoptera; Braconidae.
AUGAGUGAAAAUGCGGACGGAAGCCGCUUUGAGGUUAGGGAGAUUAUAAAAGGAAGUGAUGAAAACAGUUCAGAGGAAUGGGCUGAAGAUGGAGACUCAUGGUCUGAAAUUGACGGGGAGGAGGGUAAGAAGGCGAAUGAACGAAGCAAACGAAGCGCAAGCGCGGGGCGUGAAAAAAGUAAGAGGGGAAGGCCGGCAAAGGAUGGAAAAGUGGCGCGAGAUUUCAAAAGAGGGGAAAUGAAAGGAGCUAUGGAAAAAUAUAUAACGGGAUUCAAAACGAGCUAUGAAAUUAAAAGAACGCCAUUAAAGGGAACAGGUGUAGAAAGAAGGGUAGAGCAACAAGAAAGUGAAAGGAAUAGAAAUGAGGAGGGAGGAAAGACUAACGUUAAUGAUGAAAAAGAUAAAAUAAAUGAUGACGAAACAGUGAAGACAAGGGAAAUGGAGAAGAAAAAAGCAGAAGAAUCUAAAGGAAGCGACACAGUAGCAAGAAAUCAAAGUGCAGGAGAAAGUGAUGGUGACGCAGGAGAAGAGCCGUGGGAAAGAAAAUUGGAGCAGAUGAGAAAAAUAAUGAUUGAGAGGCAGGAGGAGGUCCUAGAAGGCAUCUAUAAAAAGUUAAGUAAAGUAACAGAGUGCAGGUGCAAAUGCGUGGAAGUGAGGAAAGAGGAUGAAAAAAAAAUGAGAAGAGAGUUAGAGUUUUGCAGGGACGGAAUUGUAAAGAGAGAGAAAAUGUUAAUGGAUAAAGAAGCAGAAAUAGAAAGAUUAACGGAAACUCUGAAAAUAGAAACAGAUAUGAAGCAUGAACUAGAAGAGAAUCUAAGGAAGGAGAAAGAAAAAAGAAGAAGUGAUAAAAGGGACAGAGGCAAGGAAGAAGAUAAAGAAAAAUAUAGAAAAUGGAAAGAGGUAAUGAUGGAAAUGGAAAAAAGGUUGAAAAUAAGAAUACUAAGAAGAAAUACGACCUUAAUAAGAAGGGGACAGAUAAGAGUAGAAUGCACGAACAUGAGAGAGAAGAAAGAAAUAAUGGAAAAUAGAAGAAUAAUGAAGGGAACGGGAAUAUGGAUAAUGGAAGAGAAGACUAAGAGAGAGAGGGAUGUUGAACUGUGGAUAAGGAAGAUAGCAAAGCUGGAGCAGUACAAUGGAAGUGAGGUGGAGAUAGACGAAAAGAGGCUAAAGAUUGAAGGAAACUGGAAAAGCUGGAACGAGAAAAAGGGAGAUUUGGUGGAUUGA